Molecule: messenger RNA, 1053 nt
Organism: Magnolia sinica
Lineage: Eukaryota; Viridiplantae; Streptophyta; Magnoliopsida; Magnoliales; Magnoliaceae
Product: mitogen-activated protein kinase kinase kinase 20-like
Exons: 4
Coding region: 1-1053 (350 amino acids)
Biological process (GO): protein phosphorylation
Molecular function (GO): protein kinase activity; ATP binding
Source: RefSeq, a predicted model, not a curated record
AUGAAGAUUCUCUUUGAAUUAAAAGGUUGCCCCCGAAUCGUCCGCUACCUCGGUAAUGACCUCACUAUUGAAAAUGAACUGAUCAUCUACAACCUAUUCCUUGAGUACAUCCCUGGCCGCACGCUAGCCGACGUAAUCAAGGCCACACCUCAUGGUUUGCCGGAAUCCAACGUCCGAAGCUACACAAAGUCGAUUCUCCUCGGCCUUAAUUACAUUCACGAGAGAGGAUACGUGCAUUGCGACAUCAAGCCACAGAAUCUUCUCGUCUGCUCUUCUUCAGAAAUCAAGAUUGCUGAUUUUGGGUUGUCGAAGAAGGCCGGAGUGUCGGUGUAUGGUGACAAUCACGUCCGUGGCACGCCCCUUUAUGUCUCUCCCGAAUCUGUGGGCUGGAGUGAGUAUGACCUACCUGUAGAUAUCUGGGCACUAGGGUGUGUGGUCGUCGAGAUGGCGGUGAGGAAGACGGCAUGGGAAUGCCUGAUUAAUGUCAAUACCAGCAAUCUUCUAUUUCAGAUUGGAUUCACUAAGAGGCUGCCGGAGAUUCCCGAGUGCUUGUCCGAGGAGGGGAAGGAUUUCCUGAGUCGGUGUUUUAUUAAGGAUCCCAAAAAGAGAUGGACAGCUAAGAUGUUACUAAAUCAUGCAUUUAUCGUGAAUGAUUUCGUAAGAAAUCAGAUGUUGUCUGCUCACACAAGUUUGAUGCCCCCGACAGAGAAAGAUCUGAAGAAUUAUUGUCCCCCAUGUCUAUGGCUACAGAUGCUUUCCUCUCCACUGGAGGGAGCAGGUUCAGAACGCUUCCCAUUGUUCUCAUGUCCAGAUCUCAGAGUUGCUGAGGCAACUCCUGCAUGUGGCUCUGUUAAUGCUGUAAGACAAAUUGACUACUUGAUCAAUCAUUCUCUGUUAGAUUACCAAGUGGUCCAGUUGGAUGCAUGGAAUUAUGAUUCUCUGAUAGGGAAUGUUAUUGCUUGUGAAACUGAUUGCCUUCUUGGAUUACAUAUGCAUUUUAUUCUGGAAAAUGAAAGUCAGAGAAACAUUUUGAAUCCCAACAUAUUUUCAUAG